CCCCCUUCCUCUGCCACAUUUGAGACCCUGCGUCCGGUGACAUCAUUAAAAGAUGUUCCUUCCGUCCGACGCUGUGUGGAGCUGCUCCGGCCGAACGUGAACUGCUAGCAAACCAGAAGACAAAAGCAACAAAGUGAACCCCGCUCCGGAUCAAUCAAAUGUGUCAAAUUUAACUGUUUGGGGGCCAAAAACCCUGGGAUCACACCACCAUACUCCACAGUCGCGUGUGGUGAGGUAGAACUACUCGUCAAAUGGAGAGCAGCAUGCAGGCACCCUGUGUCCUCGAGAGCCCCACACACAUUACAACGCCUGCUUGAGAGCUGUUGUAUCGAUGACUUACACCUGAAAUAGGUGAUUACAUUUGACAAGGCAGACCUGACUAUUCUACAGAAACCCUUGGGCUGCUGCCAUGGACGGGGAGGAAGAGGUCUCUCACAUGAGUGAGGACAUGGACAGUGAACCGAAUGGCUCCACUGAAAGUAAAAAAAAGGAGGCAAAAGGGACCUGCCUGAAAAUUGAGGGCCAGGAUGGCUAUGUGUUCAAAUCCUACAGCAUUAACCCUCAUGACACUGCAGAUGCAAGUUCACCAGCCUGCUCAUCAUCAACACUGGAUAAAGACUCCCCCCUUUCUCCCCAUUUAUCUUCUCAGGAUGACAAACAGUUUCAGUCAGAUGAAGCAAAAGAGACUGACCCAGGCUCCCCCGCUCUUUCAAACAAAUACCUAAACACUGAUAUUGAGGAAAGUACAGAGAAUGAAAAAUAUGACGAUAACAAUGAAGCGAGUCAACAUAUCAAACGGGAAGACAUUGAGGGUGCAAAUGGAAUACAGGAUGGCAUGCAUGAAGAUGAAAGGCUUGCAUUUGGAAGCUCAUUUGGCCCUUUUCUAACAAAAGAAAGCGAUGAGUAUAGUAAUUUACUAAGUGGCUACACAGGCACCCUUUAUGAUGUUGCCAUGGACGCUGUGACUCAGAGCCUUUUAUCUUCCAUGAGGAGUCAAACCAAUCCAAGGAAAAAAUCUCCCGCAUGGAAUCACUUUUGCAUAUCACCACGAGACAGUACCAAAGCAAUCUGUUUAUACUGCAUGAAAGAGUUCAGUCGGGGUAAGAAUGAGAAAGACCUCAGUACAAGUUGUUUAAUGAGGCAUGUACGGAGAGCUCACCCCACCGUGCUCCUACAAGAUGGAGCAGACGCGUCCUCAACUAAUCUGACUAACUCUCUUCCCUCAUCUUUCAUGCUUCCCUCCCCAAAUUCACCAAAAAAUGGAGACUUGACAAAUAGCAUCACUACUUCUGCCUCAAAGAACACUUCACCGUCCACCUCAGCUGAGAAUUCAGACCCGUCAUCCAAAGAAGUGUUACCCAAAGUCGAACCAAAACUAGAACAGUAUGCCAACGUUGACACAGUUGGUAGCAUGCUCGCAUCCUCACAUUCCAAUGAAAACAACUUUGAUGACAUGUCAGAGGCAGGGCCCGAGCGCCUCCCCGGGACCCCCAAAAGCUCUAGUUCCCGUCGCAGAUCAGCUGUAUGGAAACACUUCUACCUGUCGCCUGCUGAUAAUUCCAAAGCAGUAUGUAUCCAUUGCAUGAAUGAAUUCAGUAGGGGUAAAAAUGGUAAAGAUCUAGGGACAAGUUGUCUAAUUCGUCAUAUGUGGAGGGCCCACAAGGAGGUUGUCAUUGAGGAAAAUGGACAGGGCAAUCACAUUCCCCCACCCUAUACAAACCCACCCUCACUUUUGUCCCGCACAACUUUACAAGAUCCACAAGAGUUGAAAAAAGAAUCCUCCCCUUAUCCAUCCUCACCGGAGAACUUGUCAGAAGAACUGCCCCAAAGCAUGGAGGAAAGUAUGGAUAUACAGCAGGAAUCUGAGGACAUGAUGCAACUCUCAGGGCAAGAGUCCUCCCUCAAUCUCUCCUUCAAAAUUAAGACCGAGGACACACCCCUAACUUCCUCACCAUGUGACCUCUCUGAGGGCCCCAGCCUCAAUCAGGAUCAUUCUGUUUUCCAGCAAAACAAGAAGAUCAUGAAACGGGUGAAAUCCGAAGUGUGGCACCAUUUCAUAGUGUCACCAGUUGACCAAUUAAAAGCACUGUGCCGUUACUGUCCAUGUGUCAUCAGUCGAGGGAAAAGGGGCGACUUUGGUACAAGCUGUCUGAUGAGGCAUCUCAUGAGACGCCACCCAGAUGUCCUCAAAAACCAAAAAAGCCUGGACGAAAAGGAAUCUUCCUCCCCUCAACCUCACACCAAUCUCACUGCAACAGAUGCAGUUUCAACCAAAGAAACUGAGAGCCCAGCCAGUGAGAAAAAACCACCAACCCUGCCUGUUUUCAGUAAAAAGACGUCAAAACUGUGGAACCAUUUCUCUAUUUCACCUGCUGACCCCACAAAGGUGGUUUGUUUGCACUGUAGCCGCACAAUUAGCAGAGGCAAAAAGACUACAAACCUCGGCACAAGUUGCCUCUUUAGACACAUGCAGAGGUUUCAUGGACACGUUCUUGAAAGUAACAAUGCUAUCUCAGGUGAUGUGCCGUCUGCUGAAAUUAAUGUUAAACAAGAGCUCAUGGAAACAUCGGUCUUUGAAACAGAACAGAGCUGUGAAAGGUUUGAUGAACUCCACCCGGUUGCCAAAAAAAUCACCAAACUUAUCGCAGAAAUGCUUGCACUGGAUCUUCAGCCAUCAGCUAUGGUGGAGAAUGCUGGACUAAACAGACUGCUAGAGUACCUCCAGCCUCAGUAUUCUCUACCACCUUCUUCUUACUUUACUAGCACUGCCAUACCAGAUAUGUACGAAAAGGUGAAGGAUGUAGUGCUGACCCACCUCAAAGAGGCUGAAGGCGGCGUCGUCCACUUCACAACCAGUGUUUGGGUCAGUAGUCAGACAAGAGAAUACUUGACCCUUACUGCCCACUGGGCAACAUACGAGUCAAGUGUCAGACCCCAAGGACAGGACUUCCACUGCUCUGCUCUUCUAAGUGUCUCACAAAUAGACUGUGAUCAAGAUGUGCAGGACAUCCCAAAGCAGCUUGAGUAUCUGUGGGAUUCUUGGAUCACAUCAUCAGGGCUGAAAAAGGGUUUCACUGUAACUGACAACAUUACCAUCAGAAACACUUUGGAGGACCAUGGCCAUGUCACCAUGCAGUGUUUUGGACACACUAUAGACCUCAUUGUAAGCGAAGCCAUAAAAAGUCAAAGGAUGGUUCAGAACCUUCUGAGUAUUGCCCGAAAGAUCUGCGAACGUGUGCACCGCUCAGCAAAGGCCAAGGAAAAACUCGGUGAGCUCCAGGGGCUCCACCAGCUGCCAGAGAACCAGCUGAUUCAGGAUGUUCCUUCCAAAUGGAAGACGUCCUUUUUCAUGUUUGAGCGGCUGGUCGAGCAGAGGAAAGCCAUCGACGAGAUGUCGAUCGAAUGCAACUUCAGGGAAAUGAUCAGCUGUGAUCAGUGGGAGGUGAUGCUGUCGGUCUGUAAUGCACUGAAACCCUUUGAAGUCGCCUGCAGGGAGAUGAGCAGCCGCACUGCCAGUCUGGGUCAAGUAAUACCACUCAUUCACAUCCUCAACAGAAAGAUAGACCUGCUGUUUGAUGAGACUGUGGGCAUAGACAACAUGCUCAAAUCUCUAAAGGAAGCCAUGGUGAGCAAAAUGUCGGCAACACUGAAUGACCCACGGUACAUUUGGGCGACCAUGUUGGACCCACGAUACAAGACGUCAUUGUUUACCGAGGACGAAGCUGAGCGAUGUAAACAAGAUCUAAUCCGGGAGAUGGACGUGUCCUCUUCUACCUCAGUUGCAGACAAGCCUCUGCUGCCCAAUGGCUGCAACGAGGCCCCCGUGUCAUCCAACACCUCCAGUUCAAACAGCCUCUGGUCCCUAAUGGCUGACAUCAGGCAAAAGAUUAAACAUGAGGAGAAGCCAAAGUCCUCUGAGCUGGCAGUGCUGGAGUACCUUGAGGAAGACAUACUUGAUCAAAGCUGUGACCCUCUCGACUACUGGAACCUGAAAAAGUUCCUGUGGCCCGAUCUUGCCAAAGUAGCCGCCCGUUACGUUGGCUGCCCCCCCAGCAUCAUCCCAGCAGAGACACUGUUCAGCACAGCUAGUGUCAACUGUGCCCUAAACCAGCCCAGGCCUGUACUGGAAAAUAUAGAGGGUCUGCUGUUCCUCAAGGUCAACCUCCCUUUGAUCUACUUUCAGUACUGAUUAAUGUUAAGCAUUAACUUGAAAACCCUUUAUUAAGGACCAAGUUGCAUAGCUGUGAAAUGGGUGGGGGGAGGGGUCCGUUGUCGGGCAAAUGUAAAAUAUCAAUUUUUACACUGAUUCUGUGUCUCAAUGCAAAGGCCAGAUUGAGGUUUAAUUGUGUUCUGUGUACUACUGUUAAAACACUUUGAAGCUGUUAUGAUGAAACAUCUCAGUGAGAAGUGUAUCAGGGAGGGAGGGUUUUUCUAGCUGUAGGGGUUGAGGAUAAUGUGUUUGCUUGUAAAUUAAUGUUUCCGUCUUCUGUGUCUACUCUCUCCUUGUGCCUUAUCCAAAACUACUUCAGGUCAAAAAUGCUGUAAAUACGUUUUGUUAGAUUUACGCAGAUCACUUCAGGAUGCUUUUUGUUUUGAUUUCCAUGGAUAAGAUAGAUGCAGAAUGGUUUUCUAAACGAAAACAUGGUCCAAAAAUAAAUGCUGUGACUGAAAGAUGUUUUAAGUUAAUGUUAUUUAAUUUUCAUUGUUGAAUUUUGUGGCUCAUGGUACUGUCAAUUAGAAAUAGAUCUUUUUUACUUGUGAAAUGUUUUUAAUAAGAUAAUGUACAAUAUUGCUGUAUUUUCGGAAUAAGGUUAAUGUUUGUUUGAAAUAUACAAUUUGUCUCUUAAGCACAAUUUGAGUUUAUGUCCAGGGGAAUUAAAUUAUGGGUUUAUUAUUGAAUAUAACAAUGUACUGUACAUUUUUAUAUUAAAUGACUUUGGAGCUUAAUUUGAUAAAUGUUUGAGCAUUGAGAUUGGAACCAUACAAAUUUUGUGGUCAUUUGUAAAUAAAGGUUUUCCUUAUGCAA
Solea solea (common sole) is the source of this 5026-nucleotide messenger RNA. It is a transcript of the gene zbed4, whose product is annotated as zinc finger, BED-type containing 4. NCBI's taxonomy places the organism in Eukaryota, Metazoa, Chordata, Actinopteri, Pleuronectiformes, Soleidae. The transcript is spliced from 2 exons. Bases 410 to 4189 code for a protein of 1259 amino acids. Gene Ontology annotation, molecular function: protein dimerization activity; DNA binding. The record is from RefSeq and is a predicted model, not a curated record.